Dothidotthia symphoricarpi CBS 119687 is the source of this 2601-nucleotide messenger RNA. RefSeq names its product DNA replication licensing factor MCM3. The coding region runs from base 1 to 2601 and encodes 866 amino acids. The transcript has 2 exons. Lineage: Eukaryota; Fungi; Ascomycota; Dothideomycetes; Pleosporales; Dothidotthiaceae. Gene Ontology annotation, molecular function: ATP hydrolysis activity; ATP binding; single-stranded DNA helicase activity. The record is from RefSeq and is a predicted model, not a curated record. Gene Ontology annotation, cellular component: nucleus; MCM complex. Gene Ontology annotation, biological process: DNA replication; mitotic DNA replication initiation; DNA strand elongation involved in DNA replication.
AUGUCGGAAGUAAUCAGAGACGACGACGUGCGCCGGCGCGUGCGGCUGGUCGAGGAGUUUCUAGAUCCGCAGGACGUGUCGGCGCGCAGCUACCGGCCAGACAUCCUGGUCAUGCUCAACCGGGCGCAGCGGCGGCUCACGGUCAGCAUCGACGAGGUGCGCACGCACAACCGCGAGCUCGCCGACGGGCUGCUCAACGAGCCCUUCGACUUCGCCGACGCCUUCAACCGCGCGCUCAAGAACGUGGUCAAGACCUUCUCGGACCGCCCCAAGCACGAGGGCGGCGAGGAUGUCGUCUACUACUGCGCGUACAUCGGCAGCUUCGGCGAGUUCUCGUGCAACCCGCGCACGCUGGGCUCGGCGCAGCUCAACCACAUGGUGUCGCUCGAGGGCAUCGUCACCAAGACGUCGCUGGUGCGGCCCAAGGUGGUCAAGAGCGUGCACUACAACGAGAACAAGCAGAAGUUCCACUUCCGCGAGUACCAGGACCAGACCAUGACGACGGGCGCCGCCAGCUCCAGCGUCUACCCGACCGACGACGGCGAGGGCAACCCGCUGGUGACCGAGUACGGCUACUGCACCUACCGCGACCACCAGACCAUCUCCAUCCAGGAGAUGCCCGAGCGCGCCCCCGCCGGCCAGCUGCCGCGCUCCGUCGACGUCAUCCUCGACGACGACCUGGUCGACCGCGUCAAGCCCGGCGACCGCGUCCAGCUGGUCGGCAUCUACCGCUCGCUGGGCAGCCGCAACGCCGGCGCCGGCAGCUCGACCUUCCGCACCCUGGUCCUGGCCAACAACAUCAUCCUGCUGUCGUCCAAGUCGGGCGGCGGCAUUGCCCAGGUCACCAUCACCGACACCGACAUCCGCAACAUCAACAAGAUCGCCAAGAACCGCCGCGUCUUCGAGCUGCUCUCGCAGUCGCUGGCCCCGUCCAUCUACGGCCACGACUACAUCAAGAAGGCCAUCCUGCUGCUGCUGCUGGGCGGCCAGGAGAAGAACCUGGAGAACGGCACCCAUCUGAGGGGCGACAUCAACAUCCUCAUGGUCGGCGACCCCUCGACGGCCAAGUCGCAGCUGCUGCGCUUCGUCCUCAACACGGCGCCCCUCGCCAUCGCCACAACCGGCCGCGGCUCUUCGGGCGUUGGUCUCACCGCCGCCGUCACCUCGGACAAGGAGACGGGCGAGCGGCGUCUCGAGGCUGGUGCCAUGGUCCUCGCCGACCGCGGCGUCGUGUGCAUCGACGAGUUCGACAAAAUGUCCGACGUCGACCGCGUCGCCAUCCACGAAGUCAUGGAGCAGCAGACCGUCACCAUCGCCAAAGCCGGCAUCCACACGUCGCUCAACGCCCGCUGCAGCGUCAUUGCCGCCGCCAACCCCAUCUUCGGCCAGUACGAUAUCCACAAGGACCCGCACCGCAACAUCGCACUGCCCGACUCGCUCCUCUCCCGUUUCGAUCUGCUCUUCGUCGUCACCGACGACAUCGAGGAUGCGCGCGACCGACAGAUCUCGGAGCACGUCCUGCGCAUGCACCGCUACCGCCAGCCGGGCACCGAAGAGGGCGCCCCCGUCCGCGAGGAAGGUGCCCAGCUUCUGGGCGUGGGCCUCGAGACCGAGGCUGACGCCAACCGCCCAACGGACGUCUACGAAAAGUUCAACCCCAUGCUGCACUCCGGCGUGACCAUAACAGUCGGCCGCGGCGCAUCACGAAGGACCGAAGUCCUUGGUAUUCCCUUCAUCAAAAAGUACAUACAGUACGCCAAGCGUGAAAAGCCUAUCCUUACAAAGGGCGCCGCAGACCACAUCGUCGCCGUGUACUCGGCAUUGCGAAACGAUGAGUUGGACUCUGGGACGCGUCGCACUUCCCCCAUCACUGCACGUACCCUCGAAACCCUCAUUCGUCUGUCAACAGCACACGCCAAAGCCCGUCUAUCAAAGCGCGUCGAACAGCGAGACGCAGAUGUGGCGGAGCAGAUCCUACGCUUUGCCCUCUUCAAGGAGGUCGUUCAGGACGAUCGCCGCAAGCGGAGGAGGACUGUUCGCGACCCAGACGCUAUGUCCACAGACGGCGAGUCUUCGGGCGACGAUGACGACAAGGGUGACGAGGGUCAGGCCACUCCAUCGCAACGCGCCGACGGUCGUUCGACGCGCAGCCAACGAACAGGCGCAACACACACGCCUGUUCCCGAAGACAAUCAGCCUGAAGAAGAGGAGGACGAGGAUCUCUACCGCGUUACGCCACGGACGCAACGCAUGACAGGACGUACACAAUCGUCUACCGGCGCCGGCCCCUCUUCACAAGUCAGUGCUGCGUCUUCACAACCAGAAAGCCAACUUCCGCCCACACAGCCCGAAUCUCAAGGCAUCUCGCCACAGCGCCUUCAGGUCUUCCAGACAGCACUAGGCCAGCUCAUCGACACCCCGUUGUUUGCCAACGAUGCCGCGGAUAUGGAGCCGCUUGUUGCCGCUGUGAAUGCGAGGCUGGGUCGGGGAGGUGGCAGUGGGAGAGAAGCAUUUGGGGAAGAGGAGGCAGAGAAGGCACUUGAGGCGCUUAGCGAAAGGAACAAGAUCAUGUAUAGUGGUGGGAUUGUCUACAAGAUCUAG